AUGGCAAGAAAGGCACACAAGGCAUUUAUUGCUGUUGCAGCGGUUGUGACCAAUGUUGCGGCAGAAGAGGCUCGGGUGGACAUGCACAAGCUUGUUGGGAUCGAGUGUGGACAGGUGCGCCUCGCCGCUUCACAUGUGGACUGGGCCCAGGAGCUGGCGGGGCUGGAGGAAGGUUCAUGUGAGUCAUUGGGCUUCACGGAGUCUCGCGGGACCAGAGAGGUGUCCAUUCCUUUGGUCGGCCAACUGGGCCUUGGCAUCUUCCGAAAGCCAGAUGUUCUGGGAAUUGCACAACAAGUGAGUGAGCAGCUGAACGGCAAGCCCGCCUCGCGAGGUUCGGCUUGCUGCGAAACCUGCGGUGAGGGCCAAGAGAAGUACGUCUCAGAGUCCGACGCAAGCUGCCAAGAGGCCUGCCUGAGCUUGGCUAUGCGCAUGGGCCUCUCCUUCUCGGGGUUGCUGGAUCCGUCUUUUCAGCCCGCGAACGGCCGCGGAUGCCUAGAGCGCCAGUUUCCGGUUCUCAACGCAACCCUCAUGAAGGGCGUGGAGCCUGCGUCCUUCAGCUGGGAUGUGUACAGCCGUCAGCCAGCCAACACAGUGACGCUGCGCAAGGUGGCGUUUGGUGUGUGUGGUGAGCUGGCUCUUUCAAACUCAGAGGCAGAGACUUCCUUGAAGCUUCCGAUUGGCCUUGAGACGGGCACCUGUGUUUCUGCCGGCUAUGCGGAAAGUGCUGGGCAGCAGGAAAUCCCGGGCCUUCCUGGCAAGGAACUUGCCCUCUUCCGCAAGGCUGGGGAUCUUGAUGUCCUGGACGGUCUGCACAUGGUCUUUGCCGCCAUCACUCAGGACACCGUCAAGAUGUUCAAAGUGGUCGGCAGCCUCUGCUCGGAAGCAUCCGUCGACAGGAAGUUCCAGACUUCUCUGCAGAACUUUGGCCAGUUUGAGCUGGGCUCAUGCCAGGAGCAUGGCUAUAGCAUCGCCGCUGGAAGCCAGUCUUUUAGCAUCCCGCUGCUUGCGGAGGUCCAGUUAGCGCUCUACCAUAAGGGCAUCCCGGGCAUGAACUUUGUCGUGUGA
Messenger RNA from Symbiodinium pilosum, 1065 nucleotides. Lineage: Eukaryota; Dinophyceae; Suessiales; Symbiodiniaceae. The record is from the annotation of a GenBank genome assembly.